Lagenorhynchus albirostris (white-beaked dolphin) is the source of this 3345-nucleotide messenger RNA. RefSeq names its product catenin beta 1 (gene CTNNB1). Gene Ontology annotation, cellular component: adherens junction; catenin complex. NCBI's taxonomy places the organism in Eukaryota, Metazoa, Chordata, Mammalia, Artiodactyla, Delphinidae. The record is from RefSeq and is a predicted model, not a curated record. The transcript is spliced from 16 exons. Gene Ontology annotation, molecular function: cadherin binding; protein phosphatase binding; transcription coactivator activity. Gene Ontology annotation, biological process: positive regulation of transcription by RNA polymerase II; cell adhesion. The coding region runs from base 218 to 2563 and encodes 781 amino acids.
UUUAAGCCUCUCGGUCUGUGGCAGCCGCGUUAGGCCGGCCCCGGGAGCGGAGAGCGAGGGGAGGCGGAGACCGAGGAAGGUCCGAGGAGCAGCUCCGUUCCUCGUCGAGCCGCCACUGCAGGCCGAGGACGGUCGGACUACCGCGGCGGGAGGAGCCUGUUCCCCUGAGGGUCUCUGAAGUACACCAUACUACGGUUUUGAAAAUCUUGCGUGGACAAUGGCUACCCAAGCUGACUUGAUGGAGCUGGACAUGGCCAUGGAGCCAGACAGAAAAGCAGCUGUUAGUCACUGGCAGCAACAAUCUUACCUGGACUCUGGAAUCCAUUCUGGUGCCACUACCACAGCUCCUUCUCUGAGUGGUAAAGGCAAUCCUGAGGAAGAGGAUGUGGAUACCACCCAAGUCCUGUAUGAGUGGGAGCAGGGAUUUUCUCAGUCCUUCACUCAAGAACAAGUAGCUGAUAUCGAUGGACAGUAUGCAAUGACUCGAGCUCAGAGGGUACGAGCUGCUAUGUUCCCUGAGACAUUAGAUGAGGGCAUGCAGAUCCCAUCUACACAGUUUGAUGCCGCUCAUCCCACUAAUGUCCAGCGUCUGGCGGAACCAUCACAGAUGCUGAAACAUGCAGUUGUAAAUUUGAUUAACUAUCAAGAUGAUGCAGAACUUGCCACACGUGCAAUCCCUGAAUUGACAAAACUGCUAAAUGAUGAAGACCAGGUGGUGGUUAAUAAGGCUGCAGUUAUGGUCCAUCAGCUUUCUAAAAAGGAAGCUUCCAGACACGCCAUCAUGCGUUCUCCUCAGAUGGUGUCUGCUAUUGUACGCACCAUGCAGAAUACAAAUGAUGUGGAAACGGCUCGCUGUACUGCUGGGACCUUACACAAUCUUUCCCAUCAUCGUGAGGGCUUGCUGGCCAUCUUUAAGUCUGGGGGCAUUCCUGCCCUGGUGAAGAUGCUUGGUUCACCAGUGGAUUCUGUAUUGUUUUAUGCCAUUACGACUCUCCACAACCUUUUAUUGCAUCAGGAAGGAGCUAAAAUGGCAGUGCGUUUAGCUGGCGGGCUGCAGAAAAUGGUUGCCUUGCUCAACAAAACAAAUGUUAAAUUCUUGGCUAUUACAACAGACUGCCUUCAGAUUUUAGCUUAUGGCAAUCAAGAAAGCAAGCUGAUAAUUUUGGCUAGUGGUGGACCUCAAGCUUUAGUGAAUAUAAUGAGGACCUACACCUAUGAGAAACUACUGUGGACCACAAGCAGAGUACUGAAGGUGCUCUCUGUCUGCUCUAGUAAUAAGCCGGCUAUUGUAGAAGCUGGUGGAAUGCAAGCUUUAGGACUUCACCUGACAGAUCCAAGUCAACGUCUUGUUCAGAAUUGUCUUUGGACUCUGAGGAAUCUUUCAGAUGCUGCAACUAAACAGGAAGGGAUGGAAGGUCUUCUUGGGACCCUUGUUCAGCUUCUGGGCUCAGAUGAUAUAAAUGUGGUCACCUGCGCAGCUGGAAUUCUUUCUAAUCUCACUUGCAAUAAUUACAAGAACAAGAUGAUGGUGUGCCAAGUGGGUGGUAUAGAGGCUCUUGUGCGUACUGUCCUUCGUGCUGGUGACAGGGAGGAUAUCACUGAGCCUGCCAUCUGUGCUCUUCGUCAUCUGACCAGCCGACACCAGGAAGCUGAGAUGGCCCAGAACGCUGUUCGCCUUCACUAUGGACUGCCAGUUGUGGUUAAACUCCUACAUCCACCAUCCCAUUGGCCUCUGAUCAAGGCUACCGUUGGAUUGAUUCGAAAUCUUGCCCUUUGUCCCGCAAAUCACGCACCUUUGCGUGAGCAGGGUGCCAUUCCACGACUAGUUCAGUUGCUGGUUCGUGCACAUCAGGAUACCCAGCGCCGUACAUCUAUGGGUGGAACACAGCAGCAGUUUGUGGAGGGGGUCCGCAUGGAAGAAAUAGUUGAAGGUUGUACUGGAGCCCUUCACAUCCUAGCUCGGGAUGUUCACAACCGAAUUGUUAUCAGAGGCCUAAAUACCAUUCCAUUGUUUGUGCAGCUGCUUUAUUCUCCCAUUGAAAAUAUCCAAAGAGUAGCUGCAGGGGUCCUCUGUGAACUCGCUCAGGACAAGGAGGCUGCAGAAGCUAUUGAAGCUGAGGGAGCCACAGCUCCUCUGACAGAAUUACUUCAUUCUAGGAAUGAAGGUGUGGCAACAUAUGCAGCUGCUGUUUUGUUCCGAAUGUCUGAGGACAAGCCACAGGAUUAUAAGAAACGGCUUUCGGUUGAGCUGACCAGUUCUCUCUUCAGAACGGAGCCAAUGGCUUGGAAUGAGACUGCUGAUCUUGGACUUGAUAUCGGUGCCCAGGGAGAACCCCUUGGAUAUCGCCAGGAUGAUCCCAGCUAUCGUUCUUUUCACUCUGGUGGAUACGGCCAGGAUGCCUUGGGUAUGGACCCCAUGAUGGAGCAUGAGAUGGGCGGCCACCACCCUGGUGCUGACUAUCCAGUUGAUGGGCUGCCAGAUCUGGGGCAUGCCCAGGACCUCAUGGAUGGGCUGCCUCCAGGUGACAGCAAUCAGCUGGCCUGGUUUGAUACUGACCUGUAAUCAUCCUUUAGCUGUAUUGUCUGAACUUGCAUUGUGAUUGGCCUGUAGAGUUGCUGAGAGGGCUCGAGGGGUGGGCUGGUAUCUCAGAAAGUGCCUGACACACUAACCAAGCUGAGUUUCCUAUGGGAACAAUUGAAGUAAACUUUUUGUUCUGGUCCUUUUUGGUCGAGGAGUAACAAUACAAAUGGAUUUUGGGAGUGACUCAAGAAGUGAAGAAUGCACAAGAAUGGAUCACAAGAUGGAAUUUAUCAAACUCUAGCCUUGCUUGUUAAAAUUUUUUUUAAAAUAUCUGUAAUGGUACUGACUUUGCUUGCUUUGAAGUAGCUUUUUUUUUCUUUUUUUCUUUUUUUUGCAGUAACUGUUAGUUUUUUAAGUCUCUCAUAGUGUUAAGUUAUAGUGAAUACUGCUACAGCAAUUUCUAAUUUUUAAAAAUUGAGUAAUGGUGUAGAACACUAAUUCAUAAUCACUCUAAUUGUAAUCUGAAUAAAGUGUAACAUUGUGUAGCCUUUUUGUAUAAAAUAGACAAAUAGAAAUGGUCCAAUUAGUUUCCUUUUUAAUAUGCUUAAAAUAAGCAGGUGGAUCUAUUUCAUGUUUUUGAUCAAAAACUUUAUUUGGGAUAUGUAUGGGUAGGGUAAAUCAGUAAGAGGUGUUAUUUGGAACCUUGUUUUGGACAGUUUACCAGUUGCCUUUUAUCCCAAAGUUGUUGUAACCUGCGGUGAUACAAUGCUUCAAGAGAAAAUGCGGUUAUAAAAAUGGUUCAGAAUUAAACUUUUAAUUCAUUC